Molecule: messenger RNA, 1652 nt
Organism: Agrilus planipennis (emerald ash borer)
Lineage: Eukaryota; Metazoa; Arthropoda; Insecta; Coleoptera; Buprestidae
Exons: 8
Coding region: 341-1459 (372 amino acids)
Source: RefSeq, a predicted model, not a curated record
CUAAUGGGAGGGGUUUCUAAAUUUCGGUUGAAUGAAUUGUAAUUUUUUAAUAAGUUUGCGUUCAACAACAUGAAUUAUAUAGAUAAGAAAGCCCAAAAUUUAAUCAGAUUUUGAGUGCGUGUUGAAGAGUAUGCUACCACGACCACCAAAGAAUCUACCACAGACUUUACAGCAUAGAUACAACGAACAAUAACAUAACCAAAUUUUUGUGGGUAUGUUGAGUUGCUUUUUGUGUUGUUUUAAAUUUGGGUUUUCAUUAGGAAAGUUAAGGUGCAGUGUAUUUUUACUUUCGGAUUCUUUAAGAAUGUAUUUAUAGUAGUCUUAGUCAAAUUACAUAAACAUGAGCUUUCUCGAAUACGAAUUAACACCAAUCCCACGGUUAUUGAAAAACCAAUUUGGUAGCUAUUACAAUAACGCUCUAGGAAAUGGGAUUUUCUGGGCAGUUAUUUUAUGGAGCAUUUUCCGUUUAACUUAUGAAAACAUGAUUACUUUAAUAUUGAAGAGGUUUUUGUGGCCAUGUUACAUGCGUAAGAGAGUAAUUCAAUCUUCUUGGUAUCUACUGUUCUUUGUUACCAAUUUAUAUUACUGCAAGUAUGGAUUUUCAGAUUCGCCUGUCGUUUUUAGCAAUGAGUUUAUCAACUGGAAUUUCAUUUAUAUCAGCUGUUUUUAUUUACACACAGUAAUUUGGGAAAUACGAAAUUCAUUUCUACCUCUCCAUUAUUUAUUUUUUACAUUAUAUAUCUUUGUGUCAUAUUUACUAAGAGAUACUAAAAUUAUAUCUGUGAUGGCAGCACUAAGUAUAGUUCAAAUAUCUGUUCAAAUAAGUAGAUUAUCUAUUAUUGUGAAGAAAAGACAAUUUUCUACAUUUAAAACGAAAGAACUAAUAAACAGAUUGCGAUUAGUGAUAUUUUAUACAACUAUGGCUCUAUUGGCUUUUACGUACCUAAUAGCUUUACCAUUUAUCGUAAUUAUUCCUUUAGUGGAUAAAAUUAAGGAAAGCUAUGAACCUGUAGGAGCUUUACUCAUGUUAGCUACUUUUUUAGUUUGGUUGUUAGUACAAAUUUAUAAUUCGCCCCUGAAACGUUUAAUUUACCAUUUAAGAAACCACAGAAAGGAAUAUCCUCCAAUAGAUUGUUUAGGAACAUUAAUGGAAUGUACAAUGUUGAAACAACGAGAUGAUUUUGCAUACCAAUUACAAAUGCUUAAGAUUGAAAUGAAAGAACGACAGGCAAGAAUGUUAGUUAAUAGAAAGCCAAAAAAGGGUGCUGAUAUGCUGUUUCAAACAUUAAAAUGUAUGGUGGCAAUUAAUAAGAAAAUUAAAGCAAAAGCACAAAGAAAGCAGCAGGCUCUAAAGGAUAAACUUCAGGAACAGUUGGACGAAAAAUCGGAGCCAGAACUAAACAGGUGCCUACAAGCCGAAGAUAGCAUCGAGAACGGUAGUUAUAAAAAAAUAUUAUAAUAAAUAACAUAACUUUGAUUUUCAAUUCAGUUAUUUUAAUAUAGUAUGUGAAAACAGAGAAGUGUUAUUUAUUUAAUAUUUAUGGUACAAUAUCACCAAUGUAAUUUUGUGAAAGUAAUUGCGCUGUAAAGAAAUAUUUUUUUGAUCGUGAGAAUUUUAAAAUACAAAAAAUACAUUAACAUUUUACUGUCUA